Molecule: messenger RNA, 384 nt
Organism: Coniosporium apollinis CBS 100218
Lineage: Eukaryota; Fungi; Ascomycota; Dothideomycetes
Exons: 6
Coding region: 1-384 (127 amino acids)
Molecular function (GO): peptidyl-prolyl cis-trans isomerase activity
Source: RefSeq, a predicted model, not a curated record
AUGGGCGUCUUCAAGAGAGUUAUCCUGAAAGGCAACGGCGUCGACAGGCCGGAGAAGGGCGACUCGGUGACCAUGGAGUACACCGGCUGGCUUUACGACGAGAACCAAGCCAACAAUGGCUACAAGGGCACGCAGUUUGACUCUUCAAUCGGCCGUGGAGACUUCGUGACCGAGAUUGGGCAAGGGCGUGUCAUCAAGGGCUGGGAUGACGGCAUCAUCGGUGCAGGCAACACGGAAGGCAUGACGCUUGGCGAAAAGGCGACCUUGAUCAUUACCAGCGAUUACGGCUACGGCAGCCGUGGAUUCCCAGGCCACAUCCCUCCCAAUGCGAGCUUAGUGUUCGAUGUCGAGCUCAAGGCCAUCAACGGCAAAAAAGCAUCGUAA